Messenger RNA from Pichia membranifaciens NRRL Y-2026, 720 nucleotides. RefSeq lists its product as hypothetical. Gene Ontology annotation, biological process: ribosomal large subunit assembly; rRNA processing. The record is from RefSeq and is a predicted model, not a curated record. Gene Ontology annotation, cellular component: preribosome, large subunit precursor. The coding region runs from base 19 to 609 and encodes 196 amino acids. Lineage: Eukaryota; Fungi; Ascomycota; Pichiomycetes; Pichiales; Pichiaceae. The transcript has a single exon.
UUGGAUGAUUCAAAGUCUAUGGCUGAGUCUCAGGGUGUUGACAUUGCAUUCCAGAGUGUUGCUUUGGUGUCAAAGGCGUUAUCGCAACUUGAAUCUGGCCAAUUAUCGAUCAUGAAAUUCGGCAGUCAAUCGGAGGUUGUGCAUCCAUUUGAAAAACAAUUUGGUGGCACCUCUGGUAUUAAUGUUUUCCGCGAGUUUAAGUUCGAUGACACCAGAACCGAUAUCAAGAAGCUAGUUUCUAAGUCGCUAAAGGUAUUCAGCGAUGCCAGAGUAUUUGGCAAUUCUGAUUUGUGGCAAUUAGAGAUAGUUCUUUCUGACGGGGUUUGUGAAGAUCACGAAACUAUAAAAAGGUUAGUGAGAAGAGCGAGAGAGGAGAAGGUUAUGAUUGUUUUUGUGGUUAUUGAUGGCUUGAACGGGAAAGAAUCUAUUCUGGACAUGGAUCAGGCCAGCUAUAUUACAGAUGAUAGCGGCAAAAUGAAGCUACAAGUCAACAAGUAUUUGGAUACUUUCCCCUUCGAAUUUUACGUUGUGGUUCGCCAUAUCAACGAGUUGCCAGAGAUGCUAUCAUUAAUUUUGAGACAGUAUUUCACUGAGUUAGUUUCCUCAUGAUUGUCGUUUCCUAACUCAACAUAUGAUUUCAUUUUGUCGACUAAACUUCCUUCACCUUACUGUACUAUACAUAACUUUCUAUUGCACUUUAUCACUGUAUAUAUAGAUCAC